Molecule: messenger RNA, 4601 nt
Organism: Myxocyprinus asiaticus (Chinese sucker)
Lineage: Eukaryota; Metazoa; Chordata; Actinopteri; Cypriniformes; Catostomidae
Gene: avpr1aa
Product: arginine vasopressin receptor 1Aa
Exons: 2
Coding region: 366-1541 (391 amino acids)
Biological process (GO): positive regulation of vasoconstriction; regulation of systemic arterial blood pressure by vasopressin; G protein-coupled receptor signaling pathway
Cellular component (GO): membrane
Molecular function (GO): peptide binding; vasopressin receptor activity
Source: RefSeq, a predicted model, not a curated record
UCGAGCGGGGACAUUUGGAGAUGUGCGCUCUUAUAGGUGGCGCAUGUUUCUAUCCAAUCAGACUUUGCCUACUGGUCAUUUUGCUGACGUUUUUACAGUCGAUUAAAUACAGGUUUUACUGGAGUAUAACUUGAAGUGUCUCGACCAAGGGCGCAGUGGUGAUUAUAUGGAUCAUCCCGUGUGGGGUUUAAAUCUACAAUCUUUUGGUUACCAGCUCAUAUAUAUUUAAUUACUAGGUCACACCAUCCCUCAUCGCUCCGGCUCAGGGUGUCUUUUGGAACAGGGAGCGCGCAACAGGACACCGGCGUUUCCAUUUACGCACGAAGAACCGCACUUUUUAACGCGUUAGACUGCUAUCGUUUUUGAUGAAUAUAACAAUGGGGCAUUUGAGCAACUCAUCUGCAUCUAUAAAUUCCACCGACCCCUUCGGCCGAGACGAAGAAGUCGCCAAAAUCGAGAUCGCGGUCCUGAGCGUCACGUUCGUCGUGGCCGUGAUCGGAAACUGCAGUGUCCUGGUGGCCAUCCACAACACGAAGAAAAAGAUUUCACGCAUGCAUCUGUUUAUUAAACACCUCAGCCUGGCCGACCUGGUAGUCGCGUUUUUCCAGGUGUUACCACAGUUAUGUUGGGAAAUAACAUUCCGUUUCUACGGACCGGACAUUCUGUGCCGGAUCGUGAAGCAUCUCCAAGUGAUGGGCAUGUUCGCAUCCGCCUAUAUGAUGGUUAUGAUGACACUAGACCGCUAUAUUGCCAUCUGUCACCCGCUGAAGACCCUCCAACAGUCCACGCGGAGGUCCCGCAUCAUGAUCGGCGGCACUUGGAUCAGCAGUCUGGUCCUCAGCACCCCUCAGUACUUCAUCUUCUCCCUCAGUGAGAUCCAGAACGGAUCUAAGGUGUACGACUGCUGGGCGCACUUCAUCCAGCCGUGGGGAGUCCAGACGUACAUCACCUGGAUCACAGUGGGGAUAUUCCUGUUCCCAGUGAUCAUAUUGAUGACCUGUUAUGGAUUCAUAUGUCACAGCAUCAGGAAGAACAUCAGAUGUAAAACUAAAAAGAUGCUGGCGGAUGGCGUGUGUAAGAGCGGGUUGAUGGGGAAGAACUCGGUCAGUAGUGUGAGCGUCAUAUCCAGAGCGAAACUGAGAACCGUCAAAAUGACUUUUGUGAUCGUUCUGGCUUAUAUCAUCUGCUGGGCGCCGUUUUUCAUCGUACAGAUGUGGUCGGUGUGGGACAAGAACUUCAGCUGGGUUGAUUCAGAGAAUACGGCCGUCACUCUGUCGGCGCUCCUCGCCAGUCUGAACAGCUGCUGUAACCCGUGGAUUUACAUGAUCUUUAGUGGGAAUCUCCUGCAUUAUUUCACCCACUGCUUUCCCUGCUGUCACAACUUCCCCCAGAGUUUCAGGAAAGAAGUUUUGGACAGCAGUAUACAGAGAAAGUCCCUAUUCACUAAAAUCACCAACCGUAGCCCGACCUGCAGCUCGGGCAACUGGAAAGAGUUUGACCAUUCCCUGAAAUCCGACAAGUCAACUUUAGCGGAAACGUGACACAGACGGCCCAUCAAUAUGAGAAUUUAUUGCUUGCCACUUUGAUGAGAAUCAUCUCACGGUAGCAUGAUGUGGGAUGCGGGUUUAAAGUGUUUUAUAAAACGGAUCGUUCCAGAACUGGACGCUGAUUGGGCAUUGAUUGGAACUCCUCCUAGAGCUUUGAAGCCACAUUCACCAAACUUGGCACAGAUCUUCAGAUUGUUUUGACUUAGCAUGCUGUGACUUUUCUAACUGACCGGAUUAAUGGUUUUCACACAACGGAGCAUCAAAAUCUGAAAAAUAUCUCAUUGACUUACAUUGACGGAAUGUUCAAAUCCAAAAAAAUCAUGCACCAAAAAAGUUUAAAAGUUGACAAGUCUGUUUAUUCACCCAUCCUAACUGUGCACAAUUAUAUGGUUAGUUAUGCUGGCUUGAAAAAGCCAAAAAGCCAACAAACACUUUAGGCUUAUACAGGUUUUUCCAAAAUCCCUUAACAAAGACCAAAAUUAUUAAAUGGAACUCCUUCCAGAACUUUCAAGCUACACCCACCAAAUUAGGUACAAACCUUCAGACUGUUCUAACUUAGCAUGCUGUGACUUUUGUAACUGAUCUGAGUUAUGGUUUUCACACAGCGGAUGAUCAUAUAUCCAACAAAUCUCAUUGACUUAUAUUGACGGAAUGUUCGAAUGCGAAAAAAUCCCAUUGAUUUGCAUUUAAACUUGAAAUCCGGCAUUCAGAUCUGACUUGCAUGCAAAUCUGAAAAAUCCCACUGACCUACAUUGACAGAAUUGCUCCAAAAAAUCCUUAAGAGAAAUUAAAAUAGAAACAUAUCAAAUUAAUGUGAAUAGCACGGCUCAGAUCGUUUGCUCUAGGGAGAAUUUGAUGAGAAAGUUCAUUUUGAGAUCUCUGACUUUAGUAUCUUGGCAAAUCAGAGAACAGUUUGAGGCAUUGUUGAUGUCUCUUUUGAAACUCAAGAGGAGACACAUGUGAGAUUACUGGGGUCUUUUUUCCAGGACGUCAUUGUUAUUAACUUCAUUGCUGUCUAGGCUGGCAUACUGUAGAGUGUUUCGCAAAAGAAAGAAAAAGUCAUACAGCUUUGGAACGACAUGACGUUGAGUAAAUGAUGAAAGAAUUACAAUUUUGGAGAGAGUUGUUCUUUUAAGUAUAGACAGUCCGUUGGGGAAGCCGAGGGAAAACGCAGUAAAUCUCAAAGGCACAAUGGUCCAUAAGGCAUUUCCUCUGAUAAGUGUCUACUUAAGCCUGAGGAUAGAUUUACUUUGUCCCCAAUUAUGGCCUUCUAGGGCCAAAACAAACCAGACACCUGCUGUCUGGGACAAAGCCCAUACCAUGCAUAUAUAAUUCACACAGGCUCAGUCACUGUAACCAAAAUAUAUCCGUUUCCAAAGAAUAAAUGAAUGUUGCACUAAAUAAAACAUAGGAAAUGGUCUGCUUUUUCAUAUAUUAUUGCAAUGUUGGUCAUUUACAGGCCGCACUGAGCAUUCUGGACAUUCUUCUCUUUUGUGGCAACAUAUUUGUCAUAUUAAGCAGUGGUUCUCAACUGGUUUUGCCCCAGGAUGCAGAUUUUACGUUGGACAUCAGUUGGAGACUUGACAAAGUACCAGAAUUGUUUGUUACAAAAGUAAACAAAAAUUCAUUAUAAACAAACAAUUUAUAAAUAUGUAUUUCAUUUCACAUAGUUUUGCUCAUUUUCAAGUUGACAUCAGUUUAAUUUGACAAGCUUCUACCAACUGACUGAUUAAUUAUGUAGCGUUUGAUUAGAUGAACGGCCUUUGACAUCAACAAUAAAAGAUAUAUAAAGUGAUUUUUAUUCCAUUUUAAAGCUAUCCUAACUAUGAACAUAUAUGUGGUUAGUUAUGUUGGCUUGAAAAAGCCAAAAAAGCCAAUGUACUGUUCUACACUUCAGGCUUAUUAAGGUUUUUCCAAAAUCCCUUAACCAAGACCAAAAUUAUUAAAUGGAUCUUAUCCUAGAGCUUCCAGCCUACAUCCACCAAUCUUGGCACAGACCUUCGGAUUGUUCUGACUUAGCGUUCAUUGAAUUUUUUAACUGAUCGGAGGUAUGGUUUUCACACAGCGGACGAUCAAAAAAAUAAAUAAAUAAAAAAAUCCCAUUGAUUUACAUUGUUAAAAUCCAAAAGAAUCAUGCACAGAAAAAGUUUAAGUUGAUAAGUUUAUUUAUUUAGCUAUUCUAACAUUGCACAAUUAUAUGGUUAGUUAUGUUGGCUUAAAAAAUCCAAAAAGCCAACACACACUUUAGGCUAAUUAGGAAGUUUCCAAAAUCCCUAAACCAAGACCAAAAAUAUUAAAUGAACCUUAUCCUAGAGCUUUCAAGCUACAACCACCAAACUUGGCACAACUCUUCAGAUUGUUCUGACUUGGCGUGCUGUGACUUUUUUUAACUGAUCGGACUUAUGGUAUCACACAGCCGACAAGCAAAAAUUCAAAAAAUCCCAUUACCUUACACUGAUGGAAUCUGUAAGGUCUGUUAAACCUUAAAACCUCAAGCAUUCAUUUUUAUUUAUUUUUUUUUACUUUCAGACCAAGCUUUGUCAAGCCAACAUCAACGUAUGUCCUAACAAACUUCACCUACUGUCGUUACAAUACAUUAUACUGUUUAGCAUUGUUUUCCCAUGCUGUCCGUGACCAUGUCAGAACAGAUCUGCAACCUAUUUUUGGAUUGUGACCCUCCAGUUGAGAACCACUGGAAUAAAUGAAUGUUUUCAAUGGACCAAGCAUGUAUCUACUGGCCUUUUGUCAGGUUUGCAUUUUUCCAGGUGUGUUAAUGUUAUUUUUGUACAUAUAUUGAGAUAUUAUAGCAGAAAAGGGUGUUUUGUUGUACAUAUUGACAUUUGUAAAUGCAUGCACAACUAUAAAAGAUGAUAAUAGUUGUCUUUAUAAUAUCAGAGGGUGUAUGUUUGUCUUGUAUUUGUUCAUUAAAGUAAAUAUUACUGAGAGUCUAAAAUGUUCAGCAUUGUUGUGCCAAUUUUACUGCCAACCUUAAAUAUGUUGCACCGCUCACGAAUGUCUCCAUGUAUUCAUGUGCCAAAUCUAAUAAAUCAAACU